Mycetomoellerius zeteki is the source of this 2384-nucleotide messenger RNA. RefSeq lists its product as uncharacterized. The transcript has 6 exons. The record is from RefSeq and is a predicted model, not a curated record. NCBI's taxonomy places the organism in Eukaryota, Metazoa, Arthropoda, Insecta, Hymenoptera, Formicidae. The coding region runs from base 265 to 2163 and encodes 632 amino acids.
GAUUAUAGAACGAUCAAGAAGACUAGAACCAGGAGGGUCAACUCGGUGCCAAUAGCAUUAGAACGGAUGAGGCAAAAAGUGGAAUCGGAUAACUUCCCCCACUCUUGCGCUUCAUUAGUCCUCUCUGUCGCUCUACAUAGUCGUUUUCAAUUCGUGACUGCGCAUGUCAACGUACUUUAACCAAACUUUCUUUAAAAACAAACUUUGUUUCUAUUUAAUUGAAUUUUAGACUAAAUAUGAUAAAACGUGUAAAAAUUUAAUCCGAUGUGGCUUACGAUGACCGAGCGAGUGUGCUGUGUUCGAAAUUGUGACUUCAAUCCUGGAGAUAAAAAAAAUCGAAGAACAGUAUUCAAAUUUUGUGAGAAAUCUCCAUACUUUAAAAUCUGGAUAAAUGCGAUUGGACCAAACUUGAAAGAUGGAAAGAAAACUCGCAAAAAUUAUUACAUUUGCGAACGACAUUUUGAUGACAGUAAUUUACAUCGAAGUCCUAUCAAUAUAUUAAAGGAUGGAAAGGAGUUGACCCUGUUACGUAGACGUCCAACAUUAAAAUCGACAAGUGUCCCAUACAUUUUUCCAGGAUAUGCAAAUAGAGAAAGAAAUGUACAUCAAUCUUUAAGACUUAUAGAUUCAAAUCAUCUUGAAAGCUCCUCGAUUAUAGAUUCAAAUCAUCUUGAAAACUCCUCGAUUAUAGAUUCAAAUCAUCUUGAAAACUCCUCGAUUAUAGAUUCAAAUCAUCUUGAAAACUCCUCGAUUAUAGAUUCAAAUCAUCUUGAAAACUCCUCGAUUUCCCGUUUUUCUGACAAAACAAAUCACAGCAUUAUUAACUAUCAGUCACUACCUUUACUUUGCGACGAAUCCUCACCGCUGCUGCAUACACCAAUGGAAUGCACUUCAGAAAAUGUUUAUAACACAACGGUUUUACUAAAGGAGUGGAAUGCGAGACCUUCUUAUCAAUCCAUGGGGUCAUGGAGUGUGACGAAAACAAAGUGUGGAUUACUUUUCAUACUUUUUGAAAGCACUUCAGAACAUUGUAACAGUACAAUACAGCGUUCUUUACUUGUAAAGAAUGACAUGACUAUCGAGUUACAUGCUCAUAAUCAUCCUGUCACUUAUCAUCUUUUGGAAAAGGUGACAUGCCUACAAGAUAUAUAUUUUUCAUUGCGAAGAAUAAGUGCAAUAAAAAUGUGCCAAGAAGAGUCCUGCACCAUUGGGUACUUUGAGCACAAACUACAUUCACGAUCCAAUCUUUGUAAAGAUUGCCAAUCAAAGAACAGAAGAAAAAAAGCAAGAGAAAGCAAACGCGAAAGGAGAGCAGCAGCCAGAAAAGCGAAGGAGAACAUUUGCAAGAAAAAUGUAAAACAAAAGUACAAACGGAUAUACAACCAGGUGGAGAGGUACAAAGUAGAAUUAGAGAAUUUAAAAGUACAAUGUGCCUCACAAAAAGAGGAAAUUCUCGACGAAGCAAUAGCAAGCUUCCCACCUGUCAUGAAGAAGUCGAUUAAAGCAUGUUGGAGAUAUGCUCGCUCCAAUGACAAGCAUGGAAUGCGUUAUACAAAAGACUGGAUACUGGAAUGCCUGCUACUAAGAAUAAAAAGUCGUAAGGCUUAUAUUCAUCUUCGUUCACAUAACAUACUAGCUUUACCUACUAUUGGAACGCUUAAUAAAUACAUAAAAAACUUCAGCCCUAGUUAUGGCUUUGAUCCAGCACUUUUCGCAAUGUUAAAAGAAAAAAGUACAGCUAUGAAACCUGAGGAAAGAAGAGUGGUAUUGUUUACUUUUGCACAGGGAAUGUUCGGAAUGAUUAGAGGAUGCUGCGGAUCCACUGAUACACCUGAUCCCCUGCUAUUUAUACAAAUUUAUAGACUCCUGAGCUUCUAUUCGCUUGUCCGGCCUCCCAAGGGCUCAAAUGUUGAAGGCAUCGAAAUCUUCGACAGUUUAUUGUCGAUGAAAGAUAUAUCUAUGAGGAAUGAGAAUAAGGAUAAUUGGAAGCAGGUACUCGACGAAAUAAUUACACGUGGAGCGCAGACAUCUACUCAGGAUGCAAAACAAACACAUGAUUAUGAUUAUAUAUCUGAUGUGAACGAAUACGUGCAAACGUAUUUUGCAGGAUUCAUUUCCAGGAAAGUAGAACGAUGGACGUCAUGUUCAGAGUGUGUCUUGUAGGUAACAAAAAAAGAAGGGAAUUUGCGACGAGAUGAAAUGAUAAAUUUGCUUACUAAAGGUUAUCUCAAAUACCCCUCAGAUUCUUUAGUUAAUUUGCUUUCAGCUCUUGAACACGCAAUUUUACAAACGGUUGGUUUUGAAAAAUUAAAAUACUACACAUUUCAGCACAUUUCUCAAAAUAUUCUUUCAGAAAGUAUCACUUUCGUUGGAUGUAGUACACA